CUGAGGCGAAGCUGUGUCACACCUGCAACAAGUCCUUGAGCAAUGGUGCAAUUCCUGCACUGGCAGCAUACAACGGUUCUCGGUAUCCACCGGAGCCGGCGAAUCUACCGGAUCUCAAUGCGAUCACAACCAGACUCAUAAGCCCUCGCAUACCAUUCAUGCAGAUCCGUCGUUUGCGUUGGAACUCUGGCACCUACACCAUCGUCGGUCAGGUCAUCAAUGUAUCUGUCGACGUAGACACCAUGGUCUCGGAUUUACCACGCGAACUCGCGGAUGAUUCCGCCUUCAAUGUUACUCUGAAGAGGCAUAUCAUACACAAGAUUACAGCGUACUAUGGUCAGGUGAAGAAGAGUGAUGUGAAAGCUUGGUUGGAGUAUCUCCAGAACAGUCCUCUAUAUCGACUUUAUGACGUCAAAAUUGAUUGGGCUCGAUUUCACAGGGAUCCGGGAGGCGAAGAACCAAUAGAAAUAGAAGGCAUUGACGGAAUCAGCGACAGCGGAGAACUACUUGCCUGUCAGCAAACAUUACUACGGAGUGAGGAGAAAUAUUUGGUCAUAGCACCAGCGCAGGGAGCCACUCCUCUCAGCCUCGCAUACGACGAGCACGCUGAAGAACUGUCGUUCCCGGCUAUCUAUUACGGAACCCCGAGGCGAUUCCGAAGCGGUGUGAAAGUCACACAAUACAUGAUUGCAACCAGUGAGAUUCGUCGCAGGGAUCGCCGAGGAGUGAAACCGGAACACAUUCUUUAAAUGGCGAUGAAAUUUAAGAGGUUGCGCUUGGCAAGGGGGCUUUACGCCACUUAUCGAAACAGCAAUGACUUGAGACGGGUGACACGACAACUGAUCGAGGACAGUCGCUUCCUCGAGCAUUGCGUCUGCAAUAAUUUCGCUUUUCUCAAGUCCAUACCCAACUCCGUGCAGUAGGGCCUCAAGGAAGGGAGAAUAUUCGCAAUGAUCAGGCAGCUGGGUAAACCCACUUUUUUCCUCACCAUGAGUGCAAACGAGAUCCGCUGUCCGCAUCUGCUGCGAAUUCUCCAUAAGCUUCGGAAUAGCACUGCGAUGGGCUCAGAGGAUCCUAUCUCCCAGUUCUCUGCCAGCUUGAGAGCCGAUCUAGCGAACGAGGACUCGACUACAUGCUGCAUUUACUUCUGGAAGAUGAUAGAGACAAUCAUGCGGAUUCUCGAAUCCGAUCGUAUCAGUCCGUUGAUCCCGAAUCGGGUGAUCGACCAUUUCUUACGCGUUGAAUUUCAGCAUCGUGGAAGUCCUCACGUUCAUGCGCUCGUUUGGCUGGAGAACGAUCCGAGAGAACAAGUCUCGGAAAACAUGCCGAAAACAGUUGAUCUGAUCAAUCGAUUGUGCCCAGUCGAUACUGUUGUCCAAGUUCAUAAACAUACGUUUACUUGUUACAAGAACGAGAGAACGCCCGGUCAAAAAUCCGGAAGUUGUCGCUUCAAUAUACCGUAUUGGCCUUCCUCGACGACACGGAUCCUCUUGCCGCUGGCCAAGGACGACGGUCGGCGCGGAAACCUCCGCAAAAAAGGGCAUGCGAUGAAGAAAGCGUUGGACGAAAAUGAGUACGAUAAUGCUGAAGAAUUCUUGUCGAGCUUCAAUCUGAAGGAUGACGAAUAUCUGAAUGUCAUCAGAGCGACCAUUCAGCGCCCGACUAUAAUCUUCAAAAGGACCAUGAAAGAUGUAUGGACGAACACUUUCAAUCCGUGGAUCGCGAACACCUUGAAAUCGAACAUGGACUUCCUGUUCAUCUUGGGGGGAAACAGCUCUGAGUAUCCCGACCAGGACUUCACGGAUCUCCUCAAAAGAAUCAGCAUACGAAUGCUCGAUGCGGUUGAGAUGACUACUCAAGAGGCAGCAUGGUUCCUUCUCAGACGACCAAUGAGCCAAGCCAGUCGAGAGAAUUUCCUCAUUGAUUGCGAGGUACCCAACAAACGGUUUGUCCGUCGCAAGAGCAAGGCACGAAUGGAUUGUGAAGAUUUGUCGCUAGAAUCGACUGAUAUCGAGACAACCAAUAUAAUUCCGAAGUAUGAAAGUCGACCCAUUGCCUUGACUCCAAUGUGCUUAGCUGAUUUCGUUGCUUUGAUGACACCUGUCAGAAACAAACGAGAUUCGGAGGGGCAUCAGCUCUACAGGGAACGGAACCGAAGUCGCAUAAUCCGAUGGACUCGAUUCGAAAGCGCUGACACCACGAAUUACAAGCGGAGCAUGGUGCUGCUCUUCUAUCCCUUCCGGAACGAGCACAAUGAUCUUCUAGAUCAUGAUAAGUUUUUAAAGAUCUAUGAUCAGCAUGAAAUGAAUAUCCAACAGAAUCGACAACUUUACGAAGCUCUUGAGAAUCUGGAAGAGAGAAUCGCGGAGCAGCACGAACUGUGGGGGGCAACAUCUUCAGAUGAUAAUGAGGUUGAGCCGCAACCCGCGGAAAAUUAUAUUCAUCAUCCAGAUGUCCUGGAACGAUUGUAUAAUGAGGACAUUCGGCGUGUACCGGUGCCUCAUUCGCUCUCCUCCGUAGUCCGGAAACGGACAAAUGUGCUAUCAUCAGCUGCUUACUGCGAUUCGAUGCGAAAAACCAACUUCGAGCAGAGGGCUCUCUUGAAACACUGUAUUACGCGGAUGCAGGACCCCACCUUACCUCCAGUUCAAAUUUUUUUGACUGGAGCCGCCGGUUGCGGCAAGACUUUCACUCUGAAACUAUUGAUGGAAACAUAUAAUCGCUUCGCGCAAACUCAUGAUACACGAAGGAACGCCUACGUUGCCGCAGCUUCGACCGGAAAGGCCGCUGUCCUCAUCGGGGGAACGACGGUGCACAACGCCUUCAACAUAUCGAUCAUGCAACGCCGGAGGGGUCUUUCUCUCAAGGCACUGCAACUGUAUCGGAACGCAUUCGCUGAUGUAAGAAUCGUCUUGAUUGAUGAGAUAAGCAUGAUCGGCUCAGGCAUCUUCCACACAAUCAACGAUCGUCUGAAGAACGCAAGCGAUCUAACAAUCCAUGCCUGCGACGCGUGCAGAUCAAUGGCCGCAUCCUUGAUGGUGGAAGCGGGACAUUGCUGUAUAGUCGGCAACAUGAAUAGCAAGCUCGUAGCCGUCGAAAAUAAGCACGAGGCAGCCUUCGUUGCGGCCAACGAAAAGGCACUUGAGGUAGAAGGAGUCGAGAAAUCACUGGCCGAAGCACAGGCAAAAGCGAGCGUCCUUGGGCUUAAACUCCUCGCGCACGAAGAAACGCUCACCACAAACAGAGCCGAACUCGAGGCCGCAAAAAAGCAAAUUUGCGGGCUGUCCGUUGACCAAGCCGCCCAGGGGGUGACUGCAGCUGUCUCGGACAUGUCCAUUGAGGAGGCCCUAGUAGUCCGACGGAAGAAAGUGUCAAAGGUGUGCGCGCUAGAAUACGUUGACGGAAUCUGCCGUAAACUACGAUACUCUGCUGGCUUGGAGUUCGACCUCUACGGAAGUCUUGCUGGGGACUACGUAUUUGGCGAGUUCAAAGUCAAACAGGAGAUGCUCAUAGCUGACGUGAUCAGCAGUGCUCGCGUAUUCUGCGUCGACUUCCCAAACCAUCAAGCCCAUGUGAUUGUCCAUGCGGGUGCGGCAGGCAUCUCUGGAGCCCUUAGCAGUACGACUCCAUGUGGCUUUGAGGAAAUAGCUGCGAAGAUCAUUGGUCCACUCGCCGAACUGAUGGCCCAGGAGGCAAACAUCCUCUCGGUAACAUGGUGCACCAUGGUCGAGCCAGCGGACGGUCACCAUAUCAGGCAGAUCAAUCAAUUGAUGAAAGCCUCCGAUCAGGUGAGGUCCCUGAGACAAGUUGAGGUCCUCGACCUUAGAAUGAUCUCAGCGAACAAGGGCUGCAUCCUUACUGAAGGAGAGGUCACUUGCUAUACCGACUGCGGACUCCGUGUACUUCGUGACUGGGUCGAGCAGACACUUGAGUUGAAAUUGGCGAUUACUUCCGACAAUUUACCAGAACUUGAGGAAGUUCGCGGAAAGCACGAAACGGAGAGGAAGGACUUCGCUGAACUUCGCGCCGCCCAGCGGAGAGAGUUCCUGAAAAGAGAGUUCCUGGUGGUAGCGACGACAGAGCGUCGCGGCACCCCAACAAACCGGGGCCAUCACGCCAAAUUCGCGGUCAUCACGGCCAACAACAACCAGCUGCUCCAAGCCAAGCAGUAA
This is a messenger RNA of Galendromus occidentalis (western predatory mite), 4172 nucleotides long. RefSeq lists its product as uncharacterized. NCBI's taxonomy places the organism in Eukaryota, Metazoa, Arthropoda, Arachnida, Mesostigmata, Phytoseiidae. Gene Ontology annotation, molecular function: DNA helicase activity; ATP hydrolysis activity. The record is from RefSeq and is a predicted model, not a curated record. Gene Ontology annotation, biological process: telomere maintenance; DNA repair.